GCACCGCGCGGCGGCGAAGGAAAGCGAAGCGAGGGGUUUGUUGUCGUUGGGCAGCGGCGGCGAUUCGGUGCGGGCAGCCGGUUUGUGGUGGCGGGUGGCCUCGUACUCUCCGUUGCUGUUCCCGGAUUUCUCGUUCACUUGGUUACGGCGUACGUCGACUGCGUUGUGAAGUUACGAACGGCAUCGGACGAAGGAUGUCGUCGUCCACACUGCGUUGCCGACAUGUAUGGAUGCAGCGAGGACCGAGCCACGCUACCCAGCGACGCGGGAGCCGCCGCACUUGAGCCAACAGCGCACGCUUUCCAUCAUUAACGCUCUGGGGCGCUCGCCGGAGACAAACCCGGUUGUUGUCAAGCCGGCUGGGCGUACGCGUGCUUCUUUCAGUCGCGUUUAAACCAAGUCUGUGCGUAGGUGGUUUGGUAGAGACGCAGUCGGCGCUCCUACCGCUGUGUUUACGACGUGCGGGACUUGGACUUGUUUCGAAAAUCGAGCCGCCCACAUGGCAGUGCGUCUUUUUCUGUGAACGUGUACCUAUUUCAGUGCGUCGCGAUGUUGUGGUUAAGUCAAUUUCUGGUGGCCUUUCUGUUCAACUUGGCACCGACCACCGUCACCUUGGCCAAUGCUGGCGACGCUUUCAGCAGCAAGGUGCCGCCGGGCACGGUCGAGUUGGAUCUCCUCAAGAAGUUGAACAUCAGCACACUACACAAGGGAGUGGGCCACACCACGGGUCCCAUAUCUAGUCUACCAGCGUGGAAGCUCUUCUCCGGUCUGAACGCCGUGCAGAUUCCGCUGGAGCCGGAGUCCAGCUUCCAACACCAGCUGGCCAGCACCGGAGCACUUUCAGCCAUUUUCGUCGCUAGGCCCAAUCGCCACAGCGUGGCCACACUGUUCAGCAUUCACCUACCGGGCAAGAUGUCGCCCCUGGUGAGGGUCGCCGUCAAUUUCAGGACCCGGCGCUUCGUGCUGUCUUACACUGUGCCGGACUUUGUAACCACCGCGUCAGACGAAGACGAGGGAGGCGACACAGCAACCAACAGACGGGACCUGGACAUGGCGGAUGACGUCAGUGAAGGGGACGGUGCUGAGCCAAUGGCCGAUGACGCCGACGAGACCUUUCGCCUCAACUCAGCCGACGUGAGGCACGUAAAGUUCAAGCUGGCCUCGGCCAAGACGCUGAAGAAGACGCACGGCUGGACUUGGAUCGGUGUCACCCUGACGCGGGAAAAAGUGACUCUUUACGAGAACUGUGAGAAACCGGUGGAGAUUGAGCUUGUGCAUUCGCCGUUGCUGAGGUUUCCCAGCGACGCACUGGUCUACUUUCGCCAAGAACCUGGCUUGAAGCGCAAGUUUGUGGGAUCGGUUCAGGUUGCCCGCCUGUACAGUAACCGCAUCUCUUCGCGGCCCUGGAAGUGUUCGAGUACUGGAACUGCUAGCAUGGAAGAAUGAACUUGGCAGCCAAUUUUCGGAGGACCACCCGCCAAAAUGCUCGACAGAGACGCGUUGCACCGAUUACGCACAGCCGUAAACAUUGUAUCAGUGGGUGUGGACCGCACGUGAAUGGAGCAUUUGAGCACUAGUUAUGUGAAUACUUGUCAAGGGUACGUAGCAGUGGCCACAUUUGGGAGCAGAAAUGUAAUGUGCCUGGAUUGCGAUUUUAAUACAGUGCUUAAGUGAGAAUUUCGUAGUUAUAAGUGAUUGUUGUUUAUAAGUGUGUUCUUCAUAGGGAAUGGGGAACCACAGUGCCAAGGAAGACGGCGAGUUGUUUGACGCGACACAAGCAGCAGUUUCAGCGAAAAGACAUCACAUCUGCUGCGCAGUAUUGCAAGUGUUGUGUAGUAUUUGAUACUAAAAAUAAUUAGAAUUGACGUUGCCGGGGCCCUGUAACACUUUUUGAGCAUAAUCAGGAAGCGCUGCUGAUCAGUAUAAGGGGCUCUCGAGACACGCAAGCUAAAUAAAAUGUCAGCACGUGCAUUGCAAUUCAAAAUAAAUUACCAAAGUCGUCUAGAAAUUGCCUUGUCGCCUCUUGAUAAAUGACGGGAGGCGCUCCAAAAUCACUCGUAGAAGGCCAUCUAACAGCCAUUGGCUGAUUUGAACAUGACGUGCCCGGUCGUUACAGGGAUCGCCGCGGGAGGCCGCGAGUUGUCGACGCGCGCGAUCAUACUGAAAAAGCCAUGCAUUCUCAGAAAAAAAAAGGAAAGAAUGCUGGAAUUCACAAAGCGCCCAUGACGGUUUUUUUUUUACUCCUGCCAUUUAUCUUAGUUUAGCUUCCAGUGUUUUUGUCGGGACAAAAAAAAGAGAGAAAGCGUUUGUAGCGUGCGACGAAUCUUCGUAACUCCGCUCGUACUAGAUGGAUUCUCGAAAUUUUUGCGGCGUUGAUUUUAUGAGGCGAUAAGUUUUCGUAGUGAAUCCAUUCCGUGGUUACUUGAAAAAAGUGUUUCAGGACCCCUAAAUAAAUCAUGUUGAAAAUAGCCUGGUGUAUUUCUACACCCCAAUCUGAAUUACGUUUUUUGCGUCAUAUCAUAGAAAUUUAGGAACUCUCGUUUCAGUGAUUAAGAAUGACUGUUCGGAUGCACUGUUACAUAGUAUGCAAUCUGCAGAUAUCUCACUAUAUUUCAGCCUCUAGAAAUGCCACCAUUGCUGCUCUACGUUUCCGCACAAGUGGUGUGGCGUUCGUUUUACAUGAUUAUACUAUAGGGAUGACCUCGUGUGCUUCAUCACUGCAUCCAUUUAACUUACCCAUGAGUUUGGUACUGACAUCACAUCAUUAGUUUCCUUCACGUAGCAGUAUUUUCGAAAGCUUUAUGUUGAUAUCAGUUGCAGUAUGCACUGUUUCGAACAUUCGAACACUUUGGCAUAUCUACUUAUAUCUGAGUUGCAGUAGAAUCCGACUUGGAUUUCCAUGCAGACGUUCAUGUUGGAAAGUCGUGUACCCUUUUAUUAAUGAUGAUAUAUUUGUUACAUCUAUUGGUACCCGCACUGCUGAGAGCUUUUUGUGUCAUUGCCCCUAAAAAAAGCCGGAAAGUUGAUGCUUUAAAGUGAACAAUAUUUAUUAUAUUUAUCCUGCUGUAUCGGCGAAAACGACACUGCUUGUCUCGUAUUUCCCUUCCCAAUACUGGUCGUAUGAUCGUAGUCUUCAUUGAAGAAUUACUGUGAAUCUUCUCCGACGGAUAAAAAGUUUGUAAUGGUUAUGGCUGCCACCUCAAUUUUAUGAGCAGUUUAGUGCAUGGCCAGAAGUAGUUGCAAAAUGUAGUUCAGGAUUGUGAAACAUAUAUUUCAUAACAGGCUGAAACAGCGAUCUUGAUAAUUUGGCCUAUGAACAGAAAUGCACAAAUCACAUGUUCAACAAUAAAAAGAGCAAAACUGAGGAUUCAGAGCGCCAAAACAACGUUUAAAGAGAAAGAAUCUCGCUAAGUUAUUUUGCUCCAACGUUAUAGCGUUCUGGUUAGCAGUUUGCAGUCACUUUUUUUUCUCUACCAGGUGUGGGCAUCUUAGCAGUGGUAAUAUUUUAGUGUCGGGUACACGUGUCAUCCAGGUGCGAUACGGGUACGUUGCGCACGUGCGAGUGACUCAAAGUAAGCCACCAUAGCGACAUUGCGCGAAUUCGGCAGGUGAGACCUUUGUGUGCUCUGUGUGUUUAUAAGUGCUUUGAAGUGCGCACACUUUCUUGUUUCAGUGCAGACCUAACUUUCUGUUUCUUAUCGCCUGAUGCACCUCUAAGUAUAGUGCUUUUUUUAAUGUGUUUAGGUUAUGUUGGCAGUGGACUCUUAUUGGAAAAAUAUUGCGUACACUACACAUUUGCAGAGUCCACACCCUGCUUUGCGGUUAGUGUUAUUGAACUAAUGGUUCACUACUUAAAUAUAUCACAAUCAUAACGCACAUGCACAUAUUGUAAAAUUUUAUUUUGAUUAUCAAAAAGCGCGUUUGGAACUGCCAUCAUUUCACUUUAAAACGCUGCUUCCGCUGAUAUCGCAUUUGACGAAUACGUACUGAGCACCUGCUGUAAAAUACUUAGUGGCAAUGAUACUCCGUUUUAUACGUGAUUGUGAAGAACGGCUAAUUACUUUUCAGCCGGGCUUGUUACCUCUGGAAACAACAGCCAAACGCUAGGGUCCCAGCGAAAGCGUGGUCGAUUUAUACCCAUCGUCUCGUGUAGUUCUAUUGCAUUCGCACCACCUUGUGUAAUUUUUCACAAGCCUUGUUGGGCUGCUAUUCAAAUCAGAAAGCAGGCAUACCCGUGUCCGAUUACGUCACUUUGUACAAGGAAUCGCGAGUGGGAUAGACUAGUGUUGGAGAGGUUACAGCACUGCGGCGUCCUGAAUCAAUGUGUUCUUGUACGUGAGAUAACGUUAUUGUAGCGCAUAUCGAAUUCCUUUCGAAGGUCGACAGGAAAGCCGACGGCUUGCCGGAAGAAGACGUUUCCGGGGCUUUUCUUUGUCACUUGCCCUCUUUAUGCAACGGAUGUGAAAAAAAAAAUGUUGGGUGUCUUUUGAAAGAUAAUAAAACAUACACGACCUUAUCCUG
Molecule: messenger RNA, 4521 nt
Organism: Rhipicephalus microplus (southern cattle tick)
Lineage: Eukaryota; Metazoa; Arthropoda; Arachnida; Ixodida; Ixodidae
Source: RefSeq, a predicted model, not a curated record